Messenger RNA from Trichoplusia ni (cabbage looper), 6885 nucleotides. It is a transcript of the gene trio, whose product is annotated as triple functional domain protein. The record is from RefSeq and is a predicted model, not a curated record. NCBI's taxonomy places the organism in Eukaryota, Metazoa, Arthropoda, Insecta, Lepidoptera, Noctuidae. Gene Ontology annotation, cellular component: cytoplasm. Gene Ontology annotation, molecular function: protein binding; guanyl-nucleotide exchange factor activity. Gene Ontology annotation, biological process: axon guidance.
ACCCUGGCGCGCCAUUGUGGUGGUUAGUGUUCCUCAGUUUGUCAUUUUAGUGCAGCUUGUGUGUUUUUAAUAAUUUAAGGACAGUAAUGAAUAUAUUUUUUACGAAUGUUUUAGUGCAAGUAAUAACAGUGACAAUAAUGCGUGCUGAAUCUUUUAUACCUGACUAACUGGCAUCUUUGAGUCACCACGGCUUCUUCAGAGCGUUCACUGAGUAGCGGCAGCGAUGGAGGCCGGGGCGCGCGCUCUGGACGUGCUCCCGCUACUCCAGGAGAGGGUGGCGGCUCUGACCGGCGGCCGCGACCGUCGCGGCGGCCCUAUCAUAUGGUUCCCGGCCAACUCCAGGCGAGACAGAGUCGCGCCAGAUGACUAUAGGCGACUGCUGCACUAUUUAAUCAGUAUACCUAGUGAUUCGGUGAGGUCACAUGGAUUCACGAUAUUGAUUGAUAUGCGAGGUUCAGCAUGGGCAGCUAUCAAACCAAUUUUAAAAGUUCUGCAAGAACACUUCCCUUCAUCCGUCCAUCAGGCACUGGUAGUAAAACCUGACAAUUUUUGGCAAAAGCAACGCACAACCAUAGGAGCACAUAAGUACAAGUUUGAGACAACCAUGAUUAGCUUAGAAGCAUUGCCUAAAGUAAUAGAUAGUUCGCAACUAACGCCAGAUUUAGAUGGAACACUUCAAUAUGAUCACGCGCAGUGGAUAGAUCUUCGAUUGGCAUUGGAGGAGCUAAUGUGGCAGGCUGGUGAGCUGCUAGACCGGCUCGACGAUCUGCAAGAGGAUGUCGCAAGAGCCGAUUUCGCCGAUGACGUCACGGGCGCAAGAAGAGCAAUUGACGCCCAUGCAGACAUUAGCAAACGACUUGCUAAAGUCCCAGUUGACGAACUCGAGGGUCAAGGUGAGCGAGUCCUGCAACGCCUAGAGGCGGCCGAGGCCGUGUGUUCCGAGGCAAGCGGCAGCGGCGGCGAGGCGGCCUUCCACUGCGGGUCGCCGGGCGCGGUGCGCGCGCAGCUGUCCGCCGUCCGCUCGGCGCACGCACACGCGCACAAGCUCUGGCAGCACAAGAAGAUGCAGCUCGACCAGUGCUUCCAGCUGCGACUGUUCGAACAGGACUGCGAAAAGAUGUUGGAGUGGAUCGUGAAUCAUCGUACCGCAUUCCUCGCGACUUACGUGGAGAUAGGUCGCUCGUGUGCCGCGGCCAAGCGACUGCAGGAGGAACACGCCAGGUUCGCAGCCGCAUGUACGGGUGGUGGAAGACCAAGCGUGGCUCGCGUGACAACAGCAGCGCGCCGUCUCGCCGACAAGCGUCAUUACGCCGAGUCCGAAAUCUCCGCGCUUGCGCACCGACUCGAACGGGCCUACAAACAGUUGUCGGCUGGUCUAGAAGAGCGUUCAGCGGUCCUAUCUCUAUCCGUCGUGUUUCACCAUAAGGCCGAGGCUUACGUAUCAGCUGUCGGAGGUUGGGGGGCGCAGUGUGCUGUCGCCCUACAGCUGGCGACAGGUCAGGGUGGGGCGCCGUGCAACGAUCCGCGAGCGUUGGAACAACACGCGCAGAGGCAUCGGCAACUGUACGAACAUAUGUGCCAGGCGUAUACCGAGGUCCACUCGACAAGCAAGAAACUGUUGUACCAGCUUGAUCAUCUAGUUCAAGUGUGCCAUCAAACUGAUCCUGCCGACAUGAACGACGGCACAGUAAGCAGUGCGGGCAGCAGCGGCGGCGACCCGGCGGCCGACUACAGCUCCGGCGCUAACCACGUGCUGGCCGUCAUACACCAGAUACUCGGCCACCAUCGGGCGCUAGAGGCGAGGUACCACCAGGCCCGGCUCAAGCUACAUCAGCGGCUCGCCUUGCUUUUGUACAAAGAGGAUUGUAGGCAGGUCCUCGAUUGGUUGGCAAAUCACGGUGAAGUCUUCUUACAGAAGAAUACUGGAAUAGGAAGGAAUCUCCAUAAAGCUAGAGUUUAUCAGAAAUCUCAUGAACACUUCGAAAACGUUGCUCAGAAUACAUACACAAAUGCGGAGAAGCUGCUAGCGGGCGCCGAGGAACUGGCUCGGUCUGGCGAGUGUGACCCUGAGGAGGUGUUGGGUGUGGCUCGAGAGUUGGAAGCUCAUGUAGCGGCGUUCGCGGCCCGCGUCGACAGGCGGCGGAGGCGGCUCGACCUGGCCGUGCUACUGUAUACGCACGAGAAAGAGCUGCUGCAAUGGCUAGAAACGUUACGCAGCGGCGGCGGCGUGUGCGCGUCCGACGACACUCCGGAGGCGGCGCGGCGCGCGCUCGACCAGUGCGCGCAACACCGCGCCGCCAGCCUCGACGCCUGCGCGGCGACUAUUGCUCAAGGCGAAGCUCUCUUACAAGAUCUCAGAUCAUCUGGGGAUUCCGAUGCGGCGAGUACUGCCGCCGUAGAGACGACCUUGGAACGACUUAGGGGCACUCGUGGCGCCCUCGAAGAGCUUUGGUCUGAUCGCGAAAGAAGACUCGAGCUCACUCUACAACUGAGGCACUUCGAAAGAGACGCUCUAGAGGUGUCAUCUCGACUAGAGCUGUGGGGCGAUGAGCUGCAGCGCACCGAGCCCCCUCGCGACCCGCAGCAAGCCGAGCAAGCACUGGCUGCCCACAACGAAAGUGUAGCUAGAAUGCAACAUGCCACCUUCCAGGUGGUGCAACAAGGGCAGGAGCUCGCGGCGGCUAUCGCGGACGCUUCCGAUGUGAUGGCAUCAAGUGGCUCGGACGGCUCGGAGGCGGCGCCACUGGACGCGCAGGCGCGCGUGCAACUGCUGCUCGAGUUCUUACAUGACCGGCAACUCGACUUGGAGGAGCUGGCCGAAGAAAGACGCGCUCGCUUCGAGCAGUGCGUGCAACUUGGUCAAUUCCAAAAGGACGCAGCUCAAGUGGUCAGUUGGAUACGUAACGGCGAAGCCAUGUUGGCCGCGUCGUUCUCCAUUCCCGGCACUCUGUCCGAGGCUGAACAGCUGAAGCGGGAACACGACCAGUUCCAAGUGGCUGUUGAGAAGACGCACGCGAGCGCUGUGCAGGUCAAGUACAGGGCCGACGCGCUGAGGGCUGCCAAUCAUUACGAUCCACAUACUAUCAGAGAAAUCUCUGAAGAGGUAACUGAACGCUGGCAACGGCUUGUAACAUGCGCUGAAGAGCGUCACAAGCUAGUGACAGCGUCUCUCAACUUCUACAAGACGGCGGAGCAGGUGUGCUCGGUGUUGGACUCGCUGGAGCGCGAGUACCGGCGCGACGAGGACUGGUGCGGGUCCACCGCCGCGCCGCCCGCCGACGAUCAAACACAACAGCAGAACAUCGACAAAGCCGCACAAGUGGCCGCUUUGAUUGUAAAGCACGGUGAACAGAAGGAAGCCUUCCUUAAGGCGUGUACACUGGCUCGUCGUACGGCGGAAACCUUCCUCAAGUAUGCAGCAAGGUCGGCUCAAGUUCACGGCCAGACCGCUGCCGCCAGCAAAGCUCAUCACGAACAAACCAGAGCCAUACUUGACACACUCCUGGCACAGGAGAAUAAGGUAUUAGAACACUGGACAGUGCGCAAAAAGCGUUUGGAGCAGUGUCAGCAGUUCGCCUUGUUUGAGCGGUCAGCCCGCGCCGCCGUUGAGUGGAUCAAGGAGACCCAGGAGCGGUGCGGCGCGGCGGCGGCGGCUGCGGCCGGCGGCGUGGCGCGCGAGUCCCGCGAGCGAGUGCGCCUGCUCGCGCAGCUAGCCGACGGACUCGUCGAAAAGGGACACCCGCAUGCCGUGCAGAUCAAGGAGUGGGUCGCCGCUGUAGAUGCCAGAUAUGCGGAGUUUAGCGGUUCCAUGGAAGGCGGUGAGAGCGAACCGGAGAGUGACUCGGGUGUGGCACCGUCGCUGGCAUCGUCGCAAUCCGCUGAUAACGACACGCGCGUCGAGCCGCAGCCCACCGCCGUCGGUGACGACAAACGACGCAGCGCGAGGCGCAAAGAAUUUAUAAUGGCGGAGUUGCUCCAAACCGAGCGUGCGUAUGUCAAAGAUUUGGAAACGUGCAUAACAUGUUACCUGCGUGAGAUGCGCACGGACCCCGGCGCUGUACCACAGGCGUUGCAGGGCAAGGAGGAGAUCAUAUUCGGUAACAUCGAAGAGAUCCACCGUUUCCACGAGCGCGUGUUCCUCCGCGAGCUUGACAAGUACGAGACGAUGCCGGAGGACGUCGGCCAUUGCUUCGUAACGUGGGCGCGCGAGUUCGACAUGUACGUGUCAUACUGUCGCAACAAGCCCGACAGCAACGCGGCCGUCGUGCAACACGCUGGAGAUUACUUCGAGAGGGUGCAACGUAAGAAGAAGUUGGAGCACCCGCUCGCGGCGUACCUCAUCAAGCCGGUGCAGAGGAUCACCAAGUACCAGCUGCUGCUCAAAGAUCUUCAAGCCUGCUGCGCUGAGGGACAGGGAGAAAUCAAGGACGGUCUGGAAGUUAUGUUGUCGGUGCCGAAGAAGGCAAACGACGCGAUGCACCUCUCGCUGCUGGAGGGCUGUGACGUGCCUACCGACAGCCUCGGCGAGGUCGUCCUUCAGGACUCGUUCCACGUGUGGGACCUGAGGCAGAUCAUCAAGAAGGGCCGCGAGAGACGCGUCUUCCUCUUCGACCUACAUCUCCUGCUCGCUAAGGAGGUCAAAGACUCCCAUGGAAAAGCCAAAUACAUUUACAAGACCAAAUUUAUGACCUCUGAGCUUGGAGUAACGGAACACAUCGAGGGUGAUGAGUGUAAGUUCUCCGUGUGGACCGGCCGCGAGCCUAUGGCGAGCGACUGCCGCAUAGUGCUGAAGGCACCUUCUCUUGAGGUCAAGCAGACCUGGGUGCGACGCCUCAGGGAAGUCAUACAGGAAACCUACUUCAGUGGUGCCUUGCAGCAGCCACCACGCAGUCCUGCUCGCGUGCGGCCGACCAGCUCACAGCGGUCUAGCAGGGACCUUGACGACACGAUUCUCGAUGAAACAACGGAGAAUCUUGACCGGAACUCGCUCGCCUCUUUCGGCAGCGGGAACACCACCGACUCAGAUAAGGCCGGUCCUGAGAUGACAUGGGUGGUAGCCGAGCACAACGCCUCGGGUACCGGAGAGCUGUCGGUCUCGAAGGGCCAGCAGGUGGAGGUGGUGGAGUCGUGGCAGGGGCGCGCCGACUGGUGGGUGGUGCGCGUGCCGGGCGAGCCGCCGCUGGAGGGCGCCGUGCCCGGCCACGUGCUCAAGCCGCAGCCGCAUCACCAUCCGCAGCAGAAGACCUCGCCCUCCCGCCGCCCGCUCAGCCAACCCUGCGAUGAAACCGUUGAAGCUUCUAACUCGGACCCCGGAGGGAGCGCGAGCGCCGCCAGCCCGGUCAAACAACGAAAAGCAUUUAGUGGGAAACGUUGGCUGGGACUGCGCAAGCAAUCUCAAGGGAAGAAUGAAAAGGGACCAAGCGGUGCCCAAUCCCCCGCAAAUGCUGAAAAACCGGUCCCAUUGAAGAAAAUACCAUCGGACAAGAAACUUAAAUUGCCGUAUAGCACCGUCGGCGAAAACAAUGGCCGUGGCGAUGACCACGACGUCGGUAAGGGCGUUCCCGGUGCGCUGGACGAGGCUGAAGACGAAGCCGCCGACGUGGAGCUGCCGCCGCCCAUGAAACCCAUACAGAAUCCUCAAGCCGUGCUGCAGGCCCCGCAGCCCGCCGCGGCCGCGUCCGCUCCCGCCGCCAGGAACUCUUUGGGUAUGGAUGCUAUGGAAAGCAAUGGCGGGGCUGCCGACAUAGCUGAAAUCGUCCAGAUCGUCAAAGAGAAAAUGGAGCAACACGGCGGUGCUUCAUCAUCUGGUCGCAGUGGCGAGGAGGAGGAGCCUCCAGCCACUCCCGGGCCCGACUCGUACGAGGCCAUCUGCAAGAAGCGCGAGUACGUGCUGCGCGAGCUCGUCGACACCGAGGAGAUCUACGUGUCGGACUUGCGUCUCGUCUGCGAGGGAUACAUGAGGCACAUGCAGGAUCCGAACGCGGACCCCGGCCUGCCCGAGGGCCUGCGCGACCGCCAUCGCAUGAUAUUCGGGAACAUCGAGGCCAUUUAUGAAUGGCAUCGCGAUAAAUUUGUCAGGGAGUUGCACCUGUGCGUGGAGGAGCCCGAGCUGCUGGGCCCGCUGUUCCGGCGCUUCCUCGAGAAGCGCAUGUUUCUGUACGAGACGUACUGCCGCAACAAGCCCGUCUCCGAGUACAUCGUGUCCGAACACGAUCACUACUUCCAAGAGCUGCGCAUCAAGCUGGGACAGAAGCUUCAGCUGGGCGAUCUGCUUAUAAAGCCCAUACAACGCAUACAGAAAUAUCACCUGUUGGUGAAAAAGAUCCUGUCGUACUCGGAGCACGCGAACUGCCCGCCUCACGUGGUGGCGUCCCUGCGUGAGGCGGUCGAGUGCACUGACAUCAUUCCCAAGAAUGCUAACAGCAUGAUGGACGUGGGCCGCCUGCAAGGAUUCGCGGGAAAUAUCACGGCCCAGGGAAAACUGCUUAUGCAAGAAUCCAUGAUGGUGACUGAUGUGUCGUCUGGUAGUGAGAAGACCAAGGAGUUGCAAGUGUUCCUUUUCGAGCAAUGCAUCAUCUUCAGCGAGGCUGUUGGCAAAAAAAGCCAGUACAGUAGCCCCGCUUACAACUACAAGGCGCACGUGCAAGUCAACAGAAUGGACGUCGAGGAGCUCGACGUCCAGGGUGCCUUCGUAGUCCACUCGGACGACCCCAGCAAGCAGAAGAGAUCGUACAUGUGCCGGCCGUCGGAGGCCACUCGGGCCGAAUGGCUGUCCACGUUGAACAGCAUCCUGACGCUGCAGAAGAACUUCGGCGCGGCGCUGGAGAACCCGGGCGCGUACCUGCGUGAGCAGCUGACUCGCGAGCCCGCGCGCGACCCCGCCGC